Closterium sp. Yama58-4 is the source of this 3480-nucleotide messenger RNA. Lineage: Eukaryota; Viridiplantae; Streptophyta; Zygnematophyceae; Desmidiales; Closteriaceae. The record is from the annotation of a GenBank genome assembly.
AUGUUGAGCGUAGUCGGCGGCGCCGCCGGUAACGGCGUCAAGGGUAACUCGCGAAUAAACAUGAUUUACGUCUUUAAUCGCAACGGCUGCAUCUUCUACCGGGAGUGGUACCGUCCGAACCCGCCGAACACGGACGACCACAAGCUCAUGUUCGGGCUCGUCUUCUCACUCCGCUCCUUCACCGCCAAAAUGGAUCCCAUCAAUGGUGCAUCAGGUGAUGGCUGUUCCUUCCAUGCCUUCCGCACGAACACGUACAAGCUGAACUACCUUGAGACCCCGUCAGGGAUUAAGAUAAUACUGGUGACAGAUCCGAAGAUGGGCGAUCUUCGGGAUGCUUUGAAGCACAUAUACACCAACAUAUAUGUUGAAUACGUCAUUAAGAACCCUCUUUAUGUGCCAGGCGAACCUUUCAGAUGCGAGUUGUUCAUAAAGACUAUCGAACACGCGAAGAAGCAUCGAGCAGAGCCAGUAGUGUUGUCGGUGCUGAGAGAGAACCUCGGCAAUGCGCACAACUCGGUCACUCUCUUCCCAGCGCGCGGCGCCAUGAGCCACGACCGCCUUGUGUACUCGGGCGACCUGUCCGCCGAAGACUUCAGAGCUGUUAAACAGAUUCGGCCCCUAUUACGCCUGGAGUACCUCCGAGGUCAAAAUGCGGCGAACAUCAGGCACGGUUUGACGGGAGAGGUACUUAUGAUGGUGGUGACUGAGUUGAGUGACGGCGAGUGGAACCAGAGACCAGGAUUGAGUUUCAGGUGUGGGCCCGAGACCGAGGCCCGAGUGUACAGCAACGGGCUGCCAGUGGGAAUCAACAUCUCCAGCAACUACCUUGCGAUCUCGCCACCUCCGGUUCAGCAAGAUGGGUCUACUCUCGACUUAGGUCCAUCCAUGGUGGAAUUGGUGAAGACCUGGGAGAAUAGAGCUCUCGUGCUCUCGCACAGGGAGCCUGGUGGCUAUCCUGGGGCUAAAGUCGCCGCUUUCACUAAAGUGGGAGGUCACCGGAACAAGAGGUCUCCCUCAGAGGCAGCCAUGGGGUCCGAGCCCGCGAUGGACCUGUUUCGGUCCGAGGAAAUGCAGCUGAUGCAGCUUAUUAUUCCCGCGGAAGCGGCGCAUGACACUAUUUCUUAUCUCGGAGAACUCGGCCUAGUCCAGUUUAAAGACAUGAACCCGGACAAGAGCCCGUUUCAACGAACAUAUGCGAACCAAGUCAAGCGAUGUGACGAGAUGUCUCGCAAGCUGCGGUAUUUGAAAGAGCAGUCUCUGAAGGCCGGGAUUCUCCCCACCCAACCGCGGACGCUCGACAAGGAUCUCGACCUGGAUGAUCUCGAGCUGAAGCUGAACGAUCUGGAGGCGGAGCUGCUGGAGAUCAACGGCAACGCGGAGAAGCUGCUCAAGACGCGCAACGAGCUCACGGAGCUCAAGCUCGUCCUGGAAAAGGCGGGGUCGUUCUUCGCGAGCGCGCAGAUGGGCGCGGCGGACUACCAGCGGGAGAUCGUGCGCGUGACGUCCAUCCGCGAGAGCACGUCCAUGGACAGCCCGCUCCUGCUCGAUCAGGAGAUGGCGUCGGAUUCGAGCAAGCGGCUGGGGUUCGUGACGGGGCUGGUGCCGCUGAGCAAGGUCCUCACGUUCGAGCGGUUGCUGUUCCGCGCCACGCGCGGCAACAUGUUUCUCAAGCAGGAGGUCGUGGACGAGCCCGUGCUGGACCCCGCCACUGGCGAAGAGGUGGAGAAGGUGGUGUUUGUGGUGUUCUUCUCAGGCGACCGCGCGCGCACCAAGAUCAUGCGCAUCUGCGAGGCCUUUGGCGCCAACCGCUACCCCUUCCCCGAGGAGCCCGCGCGCCAGCGCCAGAUGCUCGCUGAGGUGCGCGGGCGGCUGGGGGAGCUGCAGACGGCGAUAGACGCGGGCAACCGCCACCGCGACAACGUGCUCAACAGCAUCAGCGUCUACAUCGACCGCUGGACCUUGCUGGUGCGCAACGAGAAGGCGGUGUACCACGUGCUCAACCAGCUCUCCAUUGACGUCACACGCAAGUGCCUUGUCGCCGAGGCCUGGUGCCCCACCUCCGCGCUCGUUAAGGUGCAGGAGGCGUUGGAGCGGGGCAUGGCGGCGAGCAACGCGGCAGUGAGCACCAUCUUCCACACACUGCGCGCCAGAGAGUCACCGCCCACCUUCUUCCGCACCAACAAGUUCACCUCCGCCUUCCAGGCCAUCGUUGACGCCUAUGGAGUGGCGCGGUAUCAGGAGGCGAAUCCGGGCUUGUUCUCCAUCAUGACGUUCCCGUUCCUGUUCGCCAUCAUGUUUGGCGACUGGGGCCACGGCGCCCUCAUGCUGCUCGCCGCGCUCUGGCUCGUGCUCAACGAGAAGAAGCUCGCCUCCCAGAAGCUGGACGACAUAACGGAGAUGGCGUUUGGGGGGCGCUACGUGAUUCUGCUCAUGUCCAUCUUCUCCAUCUACACCGGCUUCAUCUACAACGAGUUCUUCUCCCUCGCCUUUGACUUCCCCCUCUUUGGUGGCACCGCCUACCACUGCCGCACGCCCGACUGCCAUGACUCGGGCACAGCAGGGCUGGUGAAGGACGGGGCGACGUACCUGUUUGGGGUGGACCCGGCGUGGAAGGGGUCGCGCACGGAGCUGCCGUUCCUCAACUCGCUCAAGAUGAAGAUGAGCAUCAUCCUCGGCGUCACCCAGAUGUUUGCCGGCAUCAUCCUCUCCUUCUACAAUGCCCAGUUCUUUAAGAAGCCCCUCAACAUCUGGUACGAGUUCAUCCCACAGAUGCUCUUCCUAGGCUCGCUCUUCGGUUACCUCUCGCUGCUCAUCAUCCUCAAGUGGAUCACCGGCUCCCAGGCGGACCUGUACCACGUCAUGAUCUACAUGUUCCUCAACCCCGUCGAGCCGCUGGGCGACAACGAGCUGUUCUACGGGCAAGGCACCGUGCAGAUCGUGCUGCUAUUCAUCGCGCUCGUGUCAGUGCCGUGGAUGCUGCUGCCCAAGCCCCUCAUCCUCCGCGCCCAGCACAUCCAGAAGAUGGCAGGGCGUACGUACCACGCGCUGCCAGGCAGUGAGGGCGAGGCGGGGGCGAGUGGGGAGGAGGGGGAGGGCGAGGAGGAGGAGGAGUUUGAGUUCGGGGAGGUGAUGGUGCAUCAGAUGAUUCACUGCAUUGAGUUUGUGCUCGGUGCCGUCUCCAACACCGCCUCCUACCUCCGCCUCUGGGCUCUCAGUCUGGCACACGCGCAGCUCUCUGCAGUCUUCUACGAGCGAGUCUUGGAACCUGCCCUUGCCUCUGGCAACGUGAUAGCCAUUCUGAUAGGGUCGUUGGUGUUUGCAGCAGCCACAGUGGGCGUGCUGCUGCUCAUGGAGACACUCAGUGCCUUCCUGCAUGCGCUCAGGCUGCACUGGGUGGAGUUUAUGAACAAGUUCUACGUCGGCGACGGCUACCAGUUUGUGCCGUUCUCCUUUGCCGCUUUGCCUGAUGAGGAGGACUAG